CAUCGACAUAGCUCCCACCCGUGAGUUUCGUAAGUAUCUUGUGUAAGGCUGUUAUAACAUAGCCUUCAAUGGCUAUUACAUAUAUCUGUAGUAGCUAUCUACAGUGUUUCCAGAAGUCCGGAAAAUUGUCAGUCGCUCACGUCCCAUGUGAAGAUGUAUCCGAAAAGAAAAAGUAAAAUGUUUAGUCAAAUUAUUUCGGCAGAAAUUGCUUUAGGUCUUGUUCUGUGUACAGCAUAUCGGAUCAUUUCGAAGAACAUUUUCAGUCAACAGGAGGAGAGUCAACCGGUUGACAGUGAACAGUUUGAGCUAACAAGGUCACUAGUGUGUGUAUGGCUUGCAAGCAACAUAAAGUUCCUACUCAUUAAAUGCAACAGCAAUCCAGUUUCACUGUCUGCACAUUCAACAUCCAGGCUGAUUGCAUUUCUGGCACUUCUACUGGAUAGCUGCUACGGAAUUAAUUCUCAGAGAGUAUAUACUAACGAACGGUCUACAGUGGACAUGGCUGUGUGCUCUUUCUUCAUAGUGAGCAGUGUUGUCCUCUUCUUUUUGGACCAUAGCCAGCUGCAGAACAGAGUGGACUUGCGCAUGAUCUUCAGUGACUCUCAGAAGUUCUUCCUUCAGAUGGACUUUUUUGCCACCUUUGUCUUUGGCCUCCUCUGGCUGGCCUUCCCCGAUUGGCUCCUAGGAUUCCAGCCCAUUGCAGGUUCUAAGGACAUCUUCCAUCUUCACCUCAGUAGAGCCUUUGGCGCCAUGAUGGUUGGUGACAGUUUUGUCUCUUUUACAACACAGAAUUUCCAACCCAACAAAGAAAAGCCGUCAGUGUUCAUAAGCCGAGCAGUGGGCAGCUUGGUGCUGCUGGUGUUCCUGGUCCACUCUCAGCUGAGCACCUCUGCCUGGGCCCCUGCCCAGGUCUGGUUUGGCCUGGUGGGAGCCAGCCUCUGGACAGGAAACUCCAUCUUAGGUUACCUCAGCUCUAAACAACAAAAUAUGUAAGAAGUCCAUUCACACAGACACUGAACACAACAGUCACAACAUAACAGGCAGAAGUUACAUUGAGCCCUCUCCUGUGUCCCACAAGACUGUUAGCCUGCUUAAGUGAAGCUGAUCACGUGAGCAUGGUUAAUCAAACCAUAGCUGUUGCACAGAAAGCAGAGGCAGAUUCUCUGGGAACCUGGAGUGACUUUGAAUGAGUGAUUAUUUAUUGUUAAACUAUUUCCAUCCUAUGUUGUUCAGUCUUAUGAUUUUCAUACUUCACCAUGAAGGAUAUGGUGAUGGUCAUUGCUGACGGAGGUGGAAAGAGACUUUGGAAAUCUAAAUGUCUAAAUAUACUGUACUGUACAUUUGUAAAAGUGUAAAUGUGUAACUAUGAACAUAAAUAUUUUUCAAUUCUACCUAACCUUUUGUAAAUCCAUUAAACUAAUGAAUUCA
Salvelinus fontinalis (brook trout) is the source of this 1428-nucleotide messenger RNA. RefSeq lists its product as uncharacterized. The record is from RefSeq and is a predicted model, not a curated record. The coding region runs from base 154 to 993 and encodes 279 amino acids. NCBI's taxonomy places the organism in Eukaryota, Metazoa, Chordata, Actinopteri, Salmoniformes, Salmonidae. The transcript is spliced from 6 exons.